CACCUGACAGGUUGCAAAACUACCCCAUUGUUUUCUAUUUUACCAGAUCUCGCUCACUCUCACACCCCACCCCACCAUUGCUCUGUUUCUACUCGAAUCUCCCAUCCCCAUCCAUCAUCUUCCCACCAUCCUAGGGUUUCUCUCUCUCUCUCUCUCUCUCUCUCUCUCUCUCGUAUCCAUUCCGAUCCACAUCCACUUUCCAUUCUCUAACUCUCAAAGCCAUUAUGUGGAGAUAACAGUCCUUGACAAGGAUUUCAAGGGAGCAAGGUCUGGAGUUAGAGUGAGAAAGUUCCAGAGUAAGGAUGUCUAGUAGCAGAACCCAUUGGUGCUACACGUGUAGGCAACCGGUUAGUCUCCGCGGACGAAACAUAGUUUGUGCCAAUUGUCGUGGAGGAUUUGUUCAAGAACUUGAUGAUGUCCUUAGUGUGAAUCAGCUGUCCCUAGAUUCUAGCCAUGAAGAAGUUGAAAAUCAUGACCAAAGGCCAGGAUUUAUGGAUGCUUUCGUGAAUUUCAUGAGAGAUCGAAUAGUGGGAAUAAACCACAAUGGUGGUACAAGAGGGAGGUUGGAUUCACACCCUGAACAUACCAGUUUUGCCCCCUGGUUGCUUUUCAGUGGCCAGGUGUCCUCAGACAGUGGGCUUGAAGAGCUUUUUAAUCAGGCUGUCGGAGUUAGGCGGGGAAAUGGCGGAGACUAUUUUGUGGGUCCCGGGCUGGAAGAAUUCAUCGAGCAGCUCACAAGAGAUCGAAGUGGCCCUGCCCCCGCCCCCAAAGCUUCGAUUGAUGCGAUCCCAACCGUUAAAAUUUCUCAGAAGCAUCUUCGAUCUGACGCGCACUGUGCUGUUUGUAAAGAGAAAUUUGAGUUGGGGUCCCACGCAAGGAAACUACCGUGUAAACAUAUAUACCAUUCAGAUUGUAUUGUUCCAUGGCUAGUUCAGCACAAUUCUUGCCCAGUUUGCCGGCAGGAACUUCCACCGCACAGAUCUGGUGAUAUUCGUAGGAACAGGAAUGCGAAUGGUGUAGAAAACAGAGGUCAGAACAGGGGGACUUGGAAUCCUUUUUCUUUAUUCCGGUCUUUCGGAUCAUCUGAGUCAAGCUCUUACAACAGAAGAGGAAGCAGCUCGUCAACCACGUGAACAAAGUCACCCUAGGGGUGUAUUGAGUGAGCAUAAGUUAUCAACUCCAAUUCAGUGGAGCAAAUUGCUCAUUUUGCAUUAGGAGUGGAUUGGGACCUUUGAGUCCACAAGACUUGAGUUUGCUUUUGAACCAUGAAUGUAAGUUUUCGGUAGUUAUGGUUCCAACUUCCUUCUUUAUCACUGGAAGUGUAAAAUCUGCUAUUGUUUGUUGUUUUGGUAAUCUGCCGUUUGCUAAGACUUGAGUUA
Messenger RNA from Rhododendron vialii, 1379 nucleotides. RefSeq names its product probable E3 ubiquitin-protein ligase RHC1A. Gene Ontology annotation, biological process: protein ubiquitination. Lineage: Eukaryota; Viridiplantae; Streptophyta; Magnoliopsida; Ericales; Ericaceae. The coding region runs from base 303 to 1133 and encodes 276 amino acids. Gene Ontology annotation, molecular function: ubiquitin protein ligase activity. The record is from RefSeq and is a predicted model, not a curated record. The transcript is spliced from 2 exons. Gene Ontology annotation, cellular component: cytoplasm.